Cydia fagiglandana is the source of this 1471-nucleotide messenger RNA. RefSeq names its product sodium/potassium-transporting ATPase subunit beta-1-like. Gene Ontology annotation, molecular function: ATPase activator activity. NCBI's taxonomy places the organism in Eukaryota, Metazoa, Arthropoda, Insecta, Lepidoptera, Tortricidae. The transcript has 7 exons. Bases 68 to 955 code for a protein of 295 amino acids. The record is from RefSeq and is a predicted model, not a curated record. Gene Ontology annotation, biological process: intracellular sodium ion homeostasis; potassium ion import across plasma membrane; sodium ion export across plasma membrane. Gene Ontology annotation, cellular component: sodium:potassium-exchanging ATPase complex.
CUCUAGUAAUCGCAUCUCAGUCGAGUCUCGAAAGCCGAGAGAGGCGCACGUGUUUUAAGUUUUCAAAAUGGCGGGUAAAUCGAAUGGUACGGACGUCGGUCAUAUGGCCGAAUGGGUGCGCGCACCACCCCCUACGGGGCCAUGGUAUCACAGAGUUGGAAAGGCCAUUUAUAAUCCUGAGGAGAAGAGUUUUCUGGGACGCACACCGAAACGGUGGGGAAUCGUGAUAACAUUCUACCUGGUGUUCUACGCGGUGCUGGCUCUAAUGUUCGCUAUCUGCAUGGGGGGCCUGCUCCUCAGCCUCAACAAGGACCGGCCUACCUACACACUGGACCAGUCCCUCAUUGGUUCAAAUCCAGGUGUAACAGCGCGCCCUCUAUCGGUCACGGGUGAAAUCAAAAUCGACCACGGUGAUGCGAACUCAACCAACAUGUACGUUGACCAGCUGAACGACUUUUUUGCGCCGUACGUGACCGACCCGCUGUACGGGCAUGCGGAUUGUGUGCCCGCAGAUAAUUUCGGAUACCCGGACACUCCGUGUCUCCUCCUCAAAUUAAACAGGAUAAUCGACUGGGAGCCCCACUAUUAUGACGACGCUGCCAGUCUGCCUGAGGACUUUCCUACGGAGCUGGUUGAUCACAUCAAGAAUCUGGCAACUCCGGCAGAACGUUCCCGGGUGUGGGCGUGGUGCUGGGAUGAGAACCAUCAAGUGGAACUGGAGUACCCGUGGGGACGCGCGCUACCCGCCUUCCGGACCUACAAGGCUGGUGCUACGUAUAGGAACCCUAUAGUAGCUGUCAGACUCAAACAAGUGACCAACAGCACGGUGAUCCGCUGCCGUCUCCUGGCCAAGAACAUCAUCUACAACAAGAGCUUGAAAGAACCAUCAGGCUAUGCGCGCGUCACGAUCACUGUUGUGAGCAGAACCCCAUCCAACGGUGAAACUAUAGAGUAGGCAUAAAGUUAUAAUUUAUACCAGUCAAGGUACAUAUAUACUCUACACUUGAUAGGGUUACACUUCCUACUAUAUCUGUAAGAGAACCUAAUAGAACAUUGUUUAUAAAUAUUGUAAACCAGUGGGGUUCUUCCUAGCUAUGUACAAAUUGCAGAACAUUCCCAAAAAGCGGUAACGUUCUCGAGAAUGUUCUCAGAACAUUCCUGCAACAUGGAAAUUAUUGUUUAAACUUUGUCGUAGUACCUUAUUUAUAUAACAAUGUCAAUUACUAUAAUUACUUCAAUAGACAUGGAUUUUACUGUCCGUUGAUAAGAUGAUAAUUGAUAACUGGAGUAAACUGGAAUGCAGCUCAGAAAAUAAUUAUAUUAUUUAUAAGAACUACACCUAAACUAUCGUGAAUAUUCAUGGUAUAAAUUACGUAAAUAAAUUCUCGUUCUCGAGAACAUUCUCAGAAGUUACCGAGAAAUUCUCAAAGGAAAGUUUUGCAACUUUGGAAAGUUCUCGUGAGUGCAUUGC